CCCGGGGGCCGAGCCCGCCGUAGCCUGGUAACCGCCGCUCGGCGGGCGGAGCGCGGCCCCGGCAGCGCCGCGGUCAGGUGGCAGCCCCGGAGACCGAGCCCGGCUGCCGCCCGAUAAAAGUCCUGCCCCGCCGCCACCGCGAGGGAGCGCGGAGCCGCCGCGGAGCCAUGUGCAGCGUUGGACACACUCUAUGAGACAUCCCAGCUUCAGCAGCCCACAGCAUCCGUGUGCCGGCCCGUGACUUGGAGCAGGACAGUUUCUUACCAAGCGGAGUGGGUGGAGGGGGCUCCUGCUGCCCUGACACCAGCGGGCCAGACAACCCUUCCCUUGGCUGAAGAUCCUGGUGGGUCUGUUCCCAUAAUGGAAGCGUGAGUGCCAAGAUCCUCCAUGACCUCCAGAAGCCACAACUCCUUGCCGAGAACUCUGAUGGCUCCGCGAAUGCUUUCCGAAAGUGCCCUGGGGGGCAUCGCCCAAAUCACCCCCUCGCUGUACCUGAGCCGGGGCAGCGUCGCCUCCAACCGGCACCUGCUCCUGUCACGGGGAAUCACCUGCAUCAUCAACGCCACCAUCGAGAUCCCCAAUUUCAACUGGCCCCAGUUUGAAUACGUGAAAGUGCCUUUGGCUGACAUGCCCAACGCCCCCAUCUCCCUGUACUUCGACAGCGUCGCCGACAAGAUCAACAGCGUGGCGCGGAAGCACGGGGCCACCUUAGUCCACUGUGCCGCCGGCGUGAGCAGGUCGGCCACGCUCUGCAUCGCCUACCUGAUGAAGUACCACAAGGUCUCCCUCUUCGAGGCGUACAACUGGGUCAAAUCGAGGCGCCCCAUUAUUCGCCCCAACGUGGGCUUCUGGAGACAGCUGAUAGACUACGAGAGGAAGCUCUUUGGGAAGACGACGGUUAAAAUGGUACAGACACCAUAUGGCAUCAUCCCAGACGUUUAUGAGCGAGAGAGGAGACCCCUGAUGCCUUACUGGGGAAUUUAAGGUGACUGCAGGCAGGAAGCACAACAGAAGGGACGCGCUGUUCUGAGUCAACCAGACUGGAGACAUUCCCUUCUCCUUCUACAGCCAACUUUGGUUCUUUACCAUACAGCAGAACCUCAACUAAUUCUCACCUCACUAACCUGCAAGGCCAACGAUUCCCCUCAAAGCAUUUCUCUCUACAGGGAUUCCCCCACCCGCAUUUCUCUGAUUUAGCAGAAUGAGGCCUCCUUCUAAGUUUAUUCCUUUCAUGAAGCCUCCCUCCUUUUUUCAGUUUAUUAGUAUCCUAUGAGGAAAGGCCCAACAGGCGUUUGGCAGAGUUAAUGAACAAAAUGUGCUUUGUGAUGCGGUAGCCUGGAUAUUUCGUUAAUAGCUUGUUUGCUUCCUUGCAAAAUCCUGUAGCGGGUAGGGAGCGGCACUAGCACGGGGCGAGCGGGUCCUGCUCCGCGCAGCGGGGUUUCCGAAAGCAGGAGGGCAGGGCUGCAGUGCUAGUGCUGGUGUUUUCUUUAACAGCCGUAGUGACUCUCAGUAUAUAGUGUUUGAGAUCUUUAGUCAGCUCUUAAUCUGUAUUAAAAUUUAAAAAAAAGUGAAGUCAGUUCAUGUCGGCCACAAAUAAAAUUUGAAUUACUCGAAUCAAAUAAAUACAAGAUCCUUUCUCAGUCAUUCCACACCAGGGCAACGGCCCUGGAAUACUCUUACAGUACUCAAAAAUGCUGGUGUUUCUUGUGGGUGGAAAGUAAACAGAGCUCCUGUCCAAAUGUGGCUCAAGACAGAAGCGAGAGGUGAACCCUCCCCGGCUCAGCCAAAGAACCCCACGGGAACUCUGUGCACGGCGCCUUCCAGAGGGGAUGAGCUGCGUUUUCUAACAUUCCAUCAACCAGCAAACUGGAAGUAGGUAAAUCUGCUUGAUUACUCAGCUCUAAGUACGGUCGUGAUCUGCCUUAGCCCAUUUCCAAAUCACUUCAUGACAUCCUCAAGGUGACAUCGCACUCUAGAAUUAUUCUGCGCAAAACGGCGAUCUGCUCACGCUCCGGACAGGGACGGCUUUCCAGAGAAGGCUUUGCCUUGUUCACCGCGCGACGAGAACGGUUCCAGCCCGAGAUGGGGAGAAGGCGCUGCCUCCUGGGCAUCCCUCCCGUCCCCGCGGAGGGGCUGGGGCCGGCUGAACUGGAGCGCAAGGCGAGCCCGUCCCCAGCGAGACGCGGCUGUCCCCUGCUCAUCGCUGAGGAGGAACAGGCAGAUUGCUGGAUGCCGGGAUAGCUCUCUGAUUUAAAUGAGAUUCUAUACUUGUAAAAAAAAAACAAAAAAAAAUCAAUAAAGAUUAAACCAGAA
Columba livia (rock pigeon) is the source of this 2313-nucleotide messenger RNA. It is a transcript of the gene DUSP14, whose product is annotated as dual specificity phosphatase 14. Gene Ontology annotation, biological process: protein dephosphorylation. Gene Ontology annotation, molecular function: MAP kinase tyrosine/serine/threonine phosphatase activity. The record is from RefSeq and is a predicted model, not a curated record. The transcript has 3 exons. Gene Ontology annotation, cellular component: cytoplasm. NCBI's taxonomy places the organism in Eukaryota, Metazoa, Chordata, Aves, Columbiformes, Columbidae. Bases 388 to 984 code for a protein of 198 amino acids.